This is a messenger RNA of Alosa sapidissima (American shad), 809 nucleotides long. Its product is annotated as transcription factor HES-5-like. The coding region runs from base 6 to 674 and encodes 222 amino acids. Gene Ontology annotation, cellular component: nucleus. The record is from RefSeq and is a predicted model, not a curated record. Lineage: Eukaryota; Metazoa; Chordata; Actinopteri; Clupeiformes; Clupeidae. The transcript is spliced from 2 exons. Gene Ontology annotation, molecular function: protein dimerization activity; RNA polymerase II cis-regulatory region sequence-specific DNA binding; DNA-binding transcription factor activity, RNA polymerase II-specific. Gene Ontology annotation, biological process: regulation of neurogenesis; regulation of transcription by RNA polymerase II; anterior/posterior pattern specification.
UGGACAUGUGGCAGGUCUCCAUUGCUCAUUGUCAUCCCAGACCCUCUCAUUGGCUGCAGACUGUGAGAACCUCCAGCAAACCCAAGACCCACACAUUCAUAUGGAGAUCUGGGAGUAUAAAUAGGAGAAGGAGAGGAGCAGUCAGUAGCAGAGCUCAAGCUCCUCUUCAGAGAGACCACAGCAGAGAUACAGCCAUGGCACCUACUGUCACUGUACCCAUGACCUACUCUUCUGAGCAUCUUACACUGAACAAUAAGCAGAGAAAGCCUUUGGUGGAGAAACUGCGCAGAGAUCGCAUCAACAACAGCAUUGAACAUCUCAAGACUGUACUGGGCCAGGAGUUACUAAAGCAACAUCCAGACUCCAAGCAGGAGAAAGCUGACAUCCUGGAGAUGACUGUCCACUUCCUGAAACAGAAGCAGCAGCAGCAACCCUCCACCUGCUCCACAGCAGCCAAUGAGGGCUACUCCAGGUGUAUGCAGGACGCUGUCAACUUCCUGUCCCAGUGUGAGGUGCAGACACAGUCCCAGAGAAGACUGUUGAGUCACUUCCUACACAUGCUGCCCACAGCAGACAAGAGCACCAGAGUCCAGCUUCAGCCCAGCUCUCCAGUCCGUCACAGCAGCAGCAAACAGAAGACUUCAGGCUGCACUGCACUCUGGAGGCCCUGGUAGAGCCAUGUGGACUCUUUUCAUGUUGACCAACAGAAUUCCUCUUGUCAGUCUGUGACUGACAUGGACAGUAAUUCUAACGAUGUAGGGAUUGUGUCCCUUAUGUUCUACAGUUGUAGAAAUGUUAUAGUCCACUUC